CCACGCGUGUGCUCGCACGUCAAGGAUAUGCAUGGAUUAUGCACGUGAUUUUCUGUAAAUCAUGAAGAACACCGAAGAACAAAAGAAAUGACUUGGUCUAACUCAACUGAGAUCUAAUAUCCUGUGUAUGUGUGCUUUGACCUCCUAACCCUUGACCUAUUUCGGAACAAGAUGACCGUGGCAUCUUUGGUGUACCCGACAUUCUGUGUCGUCUUGGUGGUCGCCGCAAUAUCCUCAACAUUCUCAGCAUCUACUGCACAUCCACAUAUAGAUCACGUGACAUCGUCAAUAAAUCAUAGUUCUGAGAGUUCUAAUUCUACUGAAUCAAACGAAAACAUCAACCAUACCGAGACCCAUCCCCACGUGGAAGUCUUCGAAAUUCGUUAUCAUGAUAUCAGGGAGCCCUUCCUUUUCACUCUAGUUGUGUUGGUAGCAGCUAUUAGCAAAAUAGGUUUCCAUUACGCCAAUAAACUCUCGUCGAUUGUUCCUGAAUCAUGCCUCCUCUGUAUCGUCGGGACAGUUUUCGGCGCCGUUAUAUUUUUAACAGGAUCUGGUGGGGACUUACGAGCUUUCUUUACCCCGGAUACGUUUUUUAAUUACCUGCUACCUCCAAUCAUCCUCGAGUCAGCAUUUUGUUUGUAUGAUAGAGCAUUUACUGAUAAUAUCGGAACCAUCUUGAUAUUUGCAGUGUUUGGAACAAUAGCAUCCUGUAGUCUUGUUGGACUAUCGUUGAUCGGUCUACAAUCAAUUAAUGCAAUGGAAUAUAUAGCGGCCCCUGUUCAGUUACUGGUUUUCAGUGCCCUAAUCGUAGCUGUUGAUCCCGUCGCUGUCCUUGCUGUGUUCAAUGAAGUUGGAGUCAACAGAGUAUUGUACUUUCUUGUGUUUGGAGAAUCACUCCUUAACGAUGGAGUAACUGUCGUCUUGUACAAUGUCCUACAAGCAUAUAACUUGAUCCUGAAGGAAAGGGCGAUAACUCUAGAGGACAUUCUGCUCGGCGUUGUGAAAUUCUUUGUGGUGUGUUUUGGAGGUCUGGCUGUCGGUCUGGUUGUUGGAGUUCUAUGUUCCCUUUUAACGAAAUACACGAACACUACAAAAGUGAUAGAGCCUGUUGUAAUUUUCGGAAUGGCCUACACCGCCUUUUUGGUAGCGGAGAUGUUUCAUUUUUCUGGGAUCAUUAGUUUAAUUGGAUGCGGUCUGAUACAGAUGGCUUAUUCACUUCCAAACCUCACCAAUAAAUCACAGAUUACCGUCAAGUUCUUUUCUCGUGUCCUCAGCACAACAAGCGAGAUCAUUAUAUUUCUGUUCCUUGGAUUACUGGUUGUCCGUCCUGUCAGCUGGAGUACUGCUUUAACACUGUGGACAGUACUGCUUAUCACCGCCUACAGAUUCCUAGUUGUGUUCUCUUUUUCCUCUCUCAUCAAUCGGUUCGACAGGCACAGCGUUAGGAAAAUCCGUCAUGAUGAAAUGUUCAUUAUGAGCUAUGGUGGUAUCCGCGGGGCAGUCUGUUUCUCCCUUGUCGCUCUCCUCGACAAGGACGCCUUCCCUAUGAAGGAUAUGUUCGUCACAUCAACACUUUUCGUCAUCUUUUUCACCGUCUUUAUUCAGGGUGCGACUAUACGACCUUUUGUUACAUUGUUAAGAGUUAAACUGGCGUCAAAAUCUGUAGAAACAUCACUAGUUGAGGAAUUAAUGAGUCAUGUAAACGAUCACGUGAUGGCCGGUAUUGAAUUAAUAAUAGGGAAUGAAGGCAGAAACUCUAUGAGGGAAUGGUUCUACCAUUGGGAUGAGAAAUAUAUCCGUUCUAUCUUACUGAGAGACCACGACCUGAACGAGGUCCAGUACGAGAUUCUUCAGUGUUACGAGAAACUUGUCAUGAAGGAACAUUACAAAAAUCUACAUAUGAGUGGCGCGAAGAAUCUCCCCAAGGCUGCAGACACACUGAGGAACGUAGACAGCUCAGCUAUCAUUCGACAAAUACGACGAAAUAGCAUCUUGCCAGUUGACACAUUACACGAAGUGGAAGAGGAUGAAACAGAAUCUGAUAACUCCAGUGUGAAAUUCACGUUAGACCCUGCUCCUUCCUCGCCGAUGGAGUUACGAAAGUUCCUAGAUAAAAAUGCCCACCAGAGGAGACCAAGUUUAACACAAAAUAUUUUUGGAUUUAACAAGGCAUCAGGGUUAAAGAUGGAGGACCGUCGGAAAAUCCGGCGUCCAAGUAUAACAAUGCUUGAACAACAGUGGGCAAACAAACGACAAACUAAUAUAAGGCUACAAAGUACAACAUUUAUGAGAAUUAAAUGGGAACGCCCAAAGUCAUGGUCAGAGGAGGAUGCUGUGAUAGCCCAACAGAGAGGGAGUAAGGAGAUCGUACCUGAACAGCGCAGACGCGCCAUGACUGUUGACCCUACUUCCGGUCGGAAUACUCGCCCACGAUUGCACGACCUUAAAACAAAACCAAUUAUGGAGUCGGUGGAUGAACAUGUUACUAUAGAAACGGAUAACUCAUCGGAAGCGGACCCACUAUUAGCUACUGAAAGAGUACUAGAGAUGGUCGACAAGGGAGACAAUUCGUUGGUUAGUAAUGAACUGAAUAAGAAAUCAAAUGAGCGUUUAGAAGAAAAUGAAUUAAAUGCAGGGCAGUUAAAUGAGAGAAAAGAUGAAGAGAAUGUUAUUUUGUUUGAAACCAGAUCAGGAUCCAAUGAAUCGCAUGUGUAUUUAAAACGACAGAAUGCUGUAUUUGGAGAAGAAAACUCACCAAUGAAUGACACGAGUUACUACGAAGAUGAAACAAAGCAGUGAUUUUUAAUUGCAGUAAUUAAAACUAAGAUUUUGGAAUUACCAUCAUUCCUUAAAUAACUAAUUGUAUAAUUAUAACUAAAAUAGAUGUUCAUUGGUAUUAUUUAUACAUGUUGCCUGCAGAGCUUGUUUUUAUUUGUUUGUUGAUAUUUAUAGUUUAUUUAUAGUUUAUGAAAUGGACUUAAAUACUGCAGGGCAGUGUUUGUAUAAAUGUUGUGUCAAAUAAGCCUUACUUGCUGUCAAUGUCAUCCACCCUAUUACAUCAACGGGCUACCACAACAAAAAUGGAGGACAUGUGACGUUUUGGUGCACUACGAUGAGUAACUCUGGCUUAUAUUAAGCCUAUUGUUUUAAUUGUAUGAAGUAGAUAAUAUGUCGAUCUAGAAUAAAUACUUUAUUUAGCUGAGUAUUUCUUUAAGAUAUUGUCAUAUGAAUAAGUUUAGGAUGCCAAUCAGAUAUUUCAAGGAAAAUUUGCUUUGUAGACUGUUUUUCAACCUCUGAACACGCGGGUAUUUCUCAGUAGUUUAAAUUUCUCGGUACCGUAUUAUAUAUGUAGUUCCCAGAUAAAAUAUGUGAUUAUUCUAGAUAUGAAUAAUUAUAUUGUUAAGCCAUAAAAAAACAAUAUAGUUUAUUUAUAGUUUAUCGAAUGGACUUAAAUGCUGCAGGGCAGUGUUUGUAUAAAUGUUGUGCUGUAUAUAUCAAAUAAAUCUUCCUUAUUGUCAAUGUCAUCCAACCUAUUUAUCACUUUUGUCAUAGCCAUAUGUUUCAUGGCAGCUGGAUCAAACUUUUAUCGUAUCAUACAGGCUUAUAACAAAACACAAAUGGAGGACAUGUGACGUUUUGGUGCACAACGAUGAGUAACUCUGGCUUAUAUUAAGCCUUCAUUUUUUUUUUGUGUGACUUAAGAUGAUAUGUCGAUCUAGGAUAAAUACAUUAUUUAGCUGGGUAUGUUUAAGAUAUCAAAAUAUACAUUUUAAGGAAAAUUUGGUUUGUAGAUAAGAAAGGUUUUUAAGCUGUGAACACGCGGGUAUUUCUCAGUAGUUUAAAUUUCUCGGUACCGUAUUUUAUAUGAAGUUUCCAAAUAAAAAGUGCAAUUAUUCUAGAUCUGAAAAGUUGCAUCACCAAGUCAUAAAAAAUCAAUAUGCUGAAUAUUAUCGAACGAGAGUUUGCUCGUUUUUCUCUCUUUUCCUUUUUUUAAAAUUUGGUAUACGUGUCAGACGAUUUAAGUAUGAUUCCACUAUUAUAUGUAAGAAUGUGUGAAUGGUACAAUUGUUUCAGCUGUAAUUUUAUAACAUUUGAGCGUCACACAUAAUGGGAAUAUUGCCAUUUAUAUUUCAUUACAGUUUUCAAAAUGUUGCUUUCACAUAUCAAUUUAUUGUGUAAAAUAAGUUGCAAUACGGCCAAGCGCACCUUGUUUCUAUAUAAAAUCGCGGUCACAUCGCUCCAAAACAACCAGUUUCUGAUUUGUUUUUCAUGAACAUAUCAUGUUUGAGCCGAGUUACACAGUGGUAGCACAAAAGCACCUAGACGACCGGGGUUCGAUUCCCAGAUCGGACGUGAAAAGAAAUGGGGUCACUUGCAUGACCACAUAGGCUUUUCCUGUGCUCCCACGGCAAGACCCCUCUCAUGCGUUCAUCAGAGCCAGCAAAAUUGAUAUAUAUAUAAAUUGGUAUAGAUUGUUUCGCAAUUCUGGUAAAAUAAAGCCUAUAUUUAUGUAAAAGAAACGGGUCGAUA
Messenger RNA from Pecten maximus, 4530 nucleotides. RefSeq names its product Na(+)/H(+) exchanger beta-like. Lineage: Eukaryota; Metazoa; Mollusca; Bivalvia; Pectinida; Pectinidae. The record is from RefSeq and is a predicted model, not a curated record. Gene Ontology annotation, biological process: proton transmembrane transport; sodium ion transport; regulation of pH. Gene Ontology annotation, cellular component: membrane. The transcript has 23 exons. The coding region runs from base 172 to 2799 and encodes 875 amino acids. Gene Ontology annotation, molecular function: sodium:proton antiporter activity.